This is a messenger RNA of Leguminivora glycinivorella, 2302 nucleotides long. It is a transcript of the gene Nup62, whose product is annotated as nuclear pore glycoprotein p62. Gene Ontology annotation, biological process: protein import into nucleus; RNA export from nucleus. The transcript has 15 exons. The record is from RefSeq and is a predicted model, not a curated record. Gene Ontology annotation, molecular function: phospholipid binding; structural constituent of nuclear pore. Lineage: Eukaryota; Metazoa; Arthropoda; Insecta; Lepidoptera; Tortricidae. Gene Ontology annotation, cellular component: nuclear pore central transport channel; nuclear pore. The coding region runs from base 1 to 1962 and encodes 653 amino acids.
AUGGCUGACAGCUGUCACCAAAGCACGCAUUUUGAAGCUUACAACUGCAGCACCGGCCUUUGGAGCGAGCAAGCCUCUUGGAGGCUUUGGCGGGUUCUCUUCCCCGCCCAACCAGACAGUUGGGAGCCCCGGCUUUGGUCAAGCUGCACAGACUGGGGCACAAAGCUCACCGUUCGGCGGAGCCACACAGACACCCGCUCUAGGACAGCCUGCGCAGUCCCAAGGGUUAACAUUCGGCUCGCCAGCGAAUGCGAACAAACCUGCCAGUGCGUUCGCCUUCGCCACACCAACGUCAGGUUUCUCCGCGCCUCAGCCUGCUGCAACAACUGCGCAGGCUCCUGCUUUCGGCGCGCGUCGCCGGCUGGAGGCUUCGGCGGUUUCGGAGCAACUACAGCUGCACCUCAAGCAGCAGCCACACCGGCCUCUGGGUUCAGUUUUGGUCAAACCUCGACUCCGGCUCAAGGUCUCAACCUGGCUCAGCCCGCUUCGGGGGCAACCACGGGUCUGAGCUUCGGAUCCAGCUUCGGGAAACCUGCUACUACACAAGCUGCGACUGGCUUAGGUUUCUCUGCACCACAAGCUACCCAAGCUUCGACUCUCAGUUACGGUGCCACUCCUGCGGCCACACAAGCAACGGGACUUAGUUUCGGAACUCCAUCAACCCAAGGAACUGGAUUGAGUUUUGGAACCACACCAGCAUCUACCCAAGCAACUGGGCUUAGUUUUGGAACAGCACCUGCCUCAACAGGCACUGCCCUCAGUUUUGGAACGACUACUGCCACUACUCAAGCCACUGGGCUUAGUUUUGGGACUACACCAGCAUCGACACAAGGAACUGGGCUUAGUUUUGGUGUAACACCAGCUCCGCAAGCAACGCCAUCCACAGGGCUCAAUUUCGGGGCGCCGGCUUCCACUGGUACAGGGCUUAGCUUCGGAACAACUCCAGCCUCAAGCGCCGGGCUUAGUUUUGGAACAUCUACGGCUCAAACGACGGCAAGCCUCGGUUUCGGAGCUACGUCGUCGGCCGCGACGACGGCCGGCCUCAGUUUUGGAACUACGUCGACCGCGGCGACCACUGCGGCAACUGGCCUCAGUUUUGGAACUGCCACUAGUGGUGCGCUUAAUUUUGGAAAAACUCCUGCCAGUACUGCUACUACUACCGCUGCUUCUGGUUUCCAACUCGGCAAACCGGCCACAACCAGCGCUGGUGGAUUCAGUCUCACCUCUACCGCCAGCUCACAACCUUCGUCUACUGCAUCGACUACAGCGCCCUCCAGCAUAACAGCGUUAGGAAAAACUACUGCAGCCACUACCAUGCCGUAUCUCUUCUCCCUGUCACCUAAAAAUUGGACCACAGCAGCCGCACCGCCUCAACCAAUCACCUCCAUCACCUUCGCUCAACUCGAAGAGAACAUCAACAAGUGGACGCUGGAGUUAGAAGAACAGGAGAAAACGUUCAUCAACCAGGCAACGCAAAUCAACGCGUGGGACCGGCUACUUAUUGCUAAUGGAGAAAAAAUAGUAGAAGUAAACGACACCGUCCAAGCCGUGAAGAACGAGCAGCAAAGUCUCGAGUUGGAGCUCGAUUUCGUAUUAGCACAACAGAAAGAACUAGAAGACUUACUCGCGCCACUCGAGAAACAGCUGCUCGAGUCGGGAGACAGGGCGCGAGAUCCCGAGAGGGAGCAGAUGUAUAACUUAGCCGAAAAUCUAGACUCACAGCUGAAGACUAUGUCACAAGACUUGAAGGAAGUUAUUGAACACCUCAACGAGACCAAUAGGAGCCAAGACAGUAAUGACCCAAUCGGUCAAAUAGGGCGCAUCCUAAACGCACACAUGUCGUCAAUGCAAUGGAUAGACAACUCCAUCGCUCAGAUAUCGACCAAACUGGACCAGCUGAAAGCCACCCACGACACACUGAGGCGGGACAACGAAAGAUCGUUUCAUCUAGCUUAUAACUAAAUUGUUAGGAUUUGUAUUGAAAUAAAAACUUAAGUGUGAAUACUGAGAAAAAGAUGUCGAGUUUAAAUGUAACUGAGAAAAAUACAGAUGAAAUGUAGUUGAUUUGCAGUUUCAACCCAUGUUGACUGCAAGAAAACCACAUUUGCAGUCAGCCAGGCCAGGAUUUAUUUCACCAGUUUAAUAUCGAGCUACAGAAACUACCAUUGAUAUUAUUUUUAGAACGACAAAUUGUAUUUUAAAUAAACAUAAUUAUUUUAAUAGAAAGGCUGCUCUUAAUGGCUUAUUAGAAAUUACAUGAAACAUCCCAAUCAUUGUUACAAAAAUAAAAGAAUUCGCAAUG